AAACUUCAGAACAAUGGAGGUCGAAGGAGACAACACCACGAUCACGCGAGGGGACUUUGAACAAAAUGAUGCGCUGCCUUGGGUUGAAAAGUAUCGUCCCACAAGCCUCGAUAAUAUAGUUUCACAGGACGAUAUUGUCGCUACAAUCAAGCGUUUCAUUGAGGGAAACCGACUUCCUCAUCUCCUGUUUUACGGUCCUCCAGGCACAGGAAAGACCACGACAAUUAUGGCGGUAGCGAAAAUGCUGUAUGGCAGCAGCCAUUCGAGCAUGGUUUUGGAACUAAACGCCUCCGAUGAUCGAGGUAUCAAUGUGGUCCGUGAGCAGAUCAAAGUCUUCGCCGGUACAAAGAAACUGUUCCACACGGGCGUCAAACUGGUCAUUCUGGACGAAGCCGACAACAUGACCAAUGCCGCCCAAUUCGCCCUGCGUCGCAUCAUCGAGAAAUACAGUCAAAACACGCGCUUCUGCCUCAUCUGCAACUAUGUCUCCGAAAUCAUUCCCGCGGUUCAAUCGCGCUGCACGCGCUUCCGCUUCCAGCCGCUGAACCCGCAGCUGAUUCGCUCCCGCCUCCUCUACAUUCUGCGCCAAGAGAACGUGGAAUUCGACGACGACGGCGUGGCGGCCCUUCUAGCGCUUUCCCGCGGGGAUAUGCGUCGCGUGAUCAACGUUCUUCAGGCGACGGCGAUGGCGUUCGGCAAAGUCACGGCGGAACAUGUGUACCGAUGUGCGGGGAUGCCGUCGCCGGCGGACAUGGAGCUGGUGCUGAGCUCGCUGAUGGCGAAAUCGUACGGAGAUGCGCUGAAAACGCUGGAAGAGCUGCAGAGAAAGAAGAUGUUCGCGAUGUCGGACAUCCUCACGGAACUGGUCGGGAAGCUGCAGGAAGUGUCGUUCCCUCCGGCGGUGGACGCGUUUUUGUAUAGGGAGUUGGCGGAUUUGGAGGUUCGACUGAAUGCGGGGACGCAGGAGGAGAUUCAGCUCCGCUCACUGGUGGGAAUCUUUACGAAGGUGCGAAGCAUGUGUAGUUUGGCUGUUUGUUAG
Messenger RNA from Blastocystis hominis, 1039 nucleotides. RefSeq lists its product as hypothetical. Gene Ontology annotation, molecular function: ATP hydrolysis activity; ATP binding; DNA binding. NCBI's taxonomy places the organism in Eukaryota, Bigyra, Opalinata, Blastocystidae. The coding region runs from base 14 to 1039 and encodes 341 amino acids. Gene Ontology annotation, biological process: DNA-templated DNA replication; DNA repair. Gene Ontology annotation, cellular component: DNA replication factor C complex; nucleus. The record is from RefSeq and is a predicted model, not a curated record. The transcript has 8 exons.